Molecule: messenger RNA, 2049 nt
Organism: Camellia sinensis
Lineage: Eukaryota; Viridiplantae; Streptophyta; Magnoliopsida; Ericales; Theaceae
Source: RefSeq, a predicted model, not a curated record
AUGGCGGUGAACAUCAACGCUCCGGCUCCGGCGACCGCGAACCAGAGCCCCGGCAAGAAAGCAAUUCAGCUUCAAGUUUUGCUGUUGUGUUUUGAUAUGGAUAUGGACAACGAUUGUGCUUGGAAGCCAAAAGAAGGAAUGACUUUUGAUUCAGAAGAAAGUGCGUAUGAUUUUUAUAAUGCAUAUGGAGCAAGAAUGGGGUUUAGCAUAAGAAGGGAAUAUUGUAAGAAGAACAAGGUUACUAAUCGAAUUAUUUCUAGAAAUUUGGUUUGCAACAAAGAGGGAUUUCGGAAGGUUGACAAGCGAGACCCAUUGACAAAAAACCCUAGAGCUAAAACUAGAAUUGGUUGUGAGGCCCGUCUUUUUGUUAAAUUGGAUGUCAGUACUGAAAAAUUUGUUGUGAUUGAUUUCAAAGAAAAACACAACCAUCAACUUGUAUCUCUAGAUUGUGCCCAUAUGUUGCCAUCGCAGAGAAAGAUAUCACCUACCCAAGCAAUUGAGUUAGACUUAGCGUCACAGUCUGGUCUUCGUUUAGGGCAAUCUUUUGAACUCAUGGGUAGGGAAGUUGAUGGGAGGCAGUCUCUUGGGUUUCUCAAAGUAGAUCAAAAAAAUUACUUGAGAACCAAAAGACAAAAAAGUUUAGCAUAUGGGGAAGUAGUUACAUUUGAUACUACCUACAAGUUAAAUAAAGAGCAUAGGCCAUUUGCAUCUUUUGUGGGAUUUAACCAUCAUAGAGAAACAGUCGUUUUUGGUGCAGCUUUGUUGUAUGAUGAGACUGCCGAAACAUUUGUAUGGAAAAAAUGGGGUUGGGCAUAUGUUAAAUCAACAUGGGCUACGGGAAUGAGUACGACACAACUCAGUGAAUCUUUUAAUGCGUUUUUGAAGGAUUACAUUCGUUCUGAUUUUAAUUUAAAGGAAUUCUUCAUGCAUUUUGAAAGGGUACUUUUUGAGAAGCGGUACAAGGAGUUAGAAGCAGGCUAUGCUUUGUGCCAAAGGUUGCCAAGGGUGAGAGCGCUAUUCAGAAUGUUAAGUCAAAUGGGUAAUGUGUACACUAAAAAUAUUUUUGAGGAGUUUCAAGAUGAGUAUUUUCUUUCUGUUGAAUCAGACAUACAAGCAAUUGAAUACGGGGAGGGUUGUACUGUUUACACAAUUGUUGAUGCUACUGGAAAAAAUGCAAGGAAAGUGAAAAUGGAGAUGGAUGGCUCUUUGGCUUGUAGUUGUACAAAGUUUGAAAGGAAAGGGAUUUUGUGCAGUCACUGUUUGAAGGUUGUGAGAGACAUAUUGAAGCUUAAAGAGGUUCCUGUACAAUACGUUAUGAAGAGGUGGACCAAACAAGCAAGAGCAGAAGCUAUUAAGGACAACUUGGGGAAUCGGAUUGAAGUAGACGUCAAACUCCAACAAGCCUCGCGGUGUAAGACAUUGAUGACUGCAUUUAGAGCAGUAGCAUGUAAAGCUGCUGAAACUGAGAAAACUUAUGAUUUAGCAUUUUCACAAGUCGCUGCAUUAGAUGCAAAUGUUGAAAGCAAGAUAAGUGCCCUUUUUGUUACUGAAAAUGAAUUAAGUUGUAAUGAUCAACCGCAAAGCUUGGAAGUGGCUUCUCAAGACAACAAUCAUGUUAUACAAAUUCCAACAGGAUUGAAGAAAAAAGCCCCAAGUAAUAAGGGCAAAAGGAGGAUAAAAGGUCCAUGUGAGGUGGCGUUGGAAGCAAGCUUUAAAAGAAAAUCACGUGCUAAAUCUUUGAGUUCUUCACAAUCUGUUGCAGUUCUGACAGGUACACCUUCUCCAUUAUCUGUUGGAGGAGAUGUGUACAAUGAUGAAAAUGUUCCUCCUUCAGUUCCACCUCCAUUGAUAUAUCCCACAUAUAAUGCAAACAAUUUGCCAUAUUGUAGUGAACCUUCAUUUAUGACACUGCUUCAAGGUGGGUAUGACAUUGCUUUUCAAGAUUCUCAAGGCUCAAAUACAGAUUCUCGAGCAACAAACACUUUAAUGUGUAGUCAGGGUAUAGAUGGGCACAAAGAGAUGGAAGGUGGAAGGCACUUCAAAUUUUAA